AGAAAAUCUGGUGCAAGUGCGACCCUGCAGACAACGAGAUUGUACGUCCUGCCAACCGAUCGAUUGCGACUGGAGGCCCUGAACCCGGGUUCCGACUAGGCGGCGUCCUCAAAGGCCCGCAUCAGUUUCUCCCCUUAUUUCUCCAUCCUCCGACCAGCCGCGACGGGGGGGUGGAUUCCAGAGACUCAGGGGCGGAGCUUGGAGAGCGCCCCUCCCCACCCCGUUCCCCAAAGGAAGAGUUCGGGGGUCGGCCUUGAGAACUACAAUUCCCAAGGAGCCGCACGGCAGGAGCUUCGGUGGCGCCUGCGCAAACGUUAACGGCGGCAGGCGCGUCGGGGGCUGUCCUACACGCCGAUUGGUCGAGAGCGAGAGCCGCUUCCGGGCCCGCGGAAAUCGCGCGCCUUGAAUUGGGCCUGCAGAUUUCAUUGUUGCGGCUUGUAGCGACGGAAGAGACGGCAUGGAUCUCAGCGAGCUGGAGGGAGACAGUACGGGCCGUUGUCGCCUGAACUCGCCUGUACCUGCGGUGUGCCGCAAGGAGCCCUGCAUCCUGGGCGUCGAUGAAGCGGGCCGGGGCCCGGUGCUGGGCCCCAUGGUCUACGCCAUCUGUUAUUGCCCACUGUCCCGCCUGGCAGAUCUGGAGGCCCUGAAAGUGGCAGACUCAAAGACCCUAUCGGAGAGCGAGCGGGACAGGCUCUUUGUGAAAAUGGAGGAGGACGGGGACUUUGUGGGCUGGGCAUUGGACGUGCUGUCUCCAAACCUCAUCUCUACCAGCAUGCUUGGGCGGGUCAAGUACAACCUGAAUUCUCUCUCCCAUGAUACAGCCGCUGGGCUGAUACAGUUUGCAUUGGACCAGGGUGUGAAAGUUGCCCAGGUGUUUGUGGACACCGUGGGGCUACCAGACACAUACCAAAAGCAGCUGCAGCAGCGCUUUCCUGGCAUUGAGGUGACAGUCAAGGCCAAAGCGGACGCCCUGUACCCUGUGGUCAGCGCUGCCAGCAUCUGUGCCAAGGUGGCCCGUGACCAGGCUGUGAAGAACUGGCACUUCGUGGAAGACCUGCCGCACCUGGACGCCGACUAUGGCUCCGGUUACCCCAACGACCCCAAGACGAAAGCGUGGCUGAGGAGGCACGUUGAGCCUGUGUUCGGCUUCCCCCAGUUUGUCCGGUUCAGCUGGCGUACGGCCCAGAGCAUCCUGGAGAAGGAGGCAGAAGACGUGGUGUGGGAGGACUCACUGACUGGGGAUCAGGAGGGACCUGGGAGGAUCUCAUCCUACUUCAACGAAGGCCCCCGAGUCCGCCCCCGCCUGUCCCACCGGUACUUCCAGGAGCGAGGCCUGGAGGCAGCCGCCACUCUCUAGGGGCCAGCCUGUUCUCUCGUUUCUGUGCCGUCCCCACCCCCCACCCCUGUUUGUGAUUAAAGUUUUUUCUUUUUUUUUAA
This is a messenger RNA of Suricata suricatta (meerkat), 1437 nucleotides long. It is a transcript of the gene RNASEH2A, whose product is annotated as ribonuclease H2 subunit A. The transcript is spliced from 9 exons. Gene Ontology annotation, cellular component: ribonuclease H2 complex. NCBI's taxonomy places the organism in Eukaryota, Metazoa, Chordata, Mammalia, Carnivora, Herpestidae. Bases 458 to 1357 code for a protein of 299 amino acids. Gene Ontology annotation, molecular function: RNA-DNA hybrid ribonuclease activity; RNA binding. The record is from RefSeq and is a predicted model, not a curated record. Gene Ontology annotation, biological process: DNA replication, removal of RNA primer; mismatch repair.